UUUAAUUUGUUGAACCUACUUACUAGUCAAAGUCAUAUAUACCUUACUAAUUAUAAGACUAGUAUACAAGUAUCAAGUAUGUAUAUUUAACAAGUUAGCUAGAUUGAUAACUUAGCAAUAGGUAGCUUGCACAUCUUUGUUUGUUUGUUAAAUGUUAUUUCCCAAACUUUUGAGUCUUUGAUCGAAAAGCAAAAUAGAAAUAAUAUAUCCGGAUCCAUGGGAGAUAACUCAAGCUUAGUAUCAAUAGCCUACAUGAACAACUCAACUUCCGUACCACCAUGGUUAAACAAAGGCGACAAUGCAUGGCAAAUGAUCGCGGCUACACUUGUCGGGCUACAAAGCGUACCGGGACUAGUAAUCCUAUACGGUAGCAUAGUAAAGAAGAAAUGGGCAGUGAACUCUGCUUUCAUGGCACUGUACGCUUUCGCAGCAGUAAUCAUAUGUUGGGUUACAUGGGCUUAUAAGAUGUCAUUUGGGUAUGAACUCCUUCCCUUUUGGGGAAGAGCAGGGCCAGCCUUAGACCAAACAUUUCUACUAGGUCGGGCUAAGAUCCCGGCCUCAAAACACGGGAUAUACCCAAUGAUUGAGCCGUUUUACCCCAUGGCAUCCAUGGUGUGGUACCAAGGGAUGUUUGCGGCGAUCACGAUGAUACUGUUAGCAGGGUCGUUGUUAGGGAGGAUCAAUAUAAGAGCAUGGAUGAUGUUUGUACCACUUUGGUUGACGUUUUCAUAUACGGUCAGUGCCUUUAGUUUGUGGGGUGGAGGGUUUUUGUUUCGAUGGGGUGUCUUGGAUUACUCUGGGGGUUAUGUUAUUCACGUUUCCUCUGGCAUUGCUGGCUUCACUGCUGCUUAUUGGGUGGGGCCAAGAUCGAAUAAAGAUAGAGAAAGGUUCCCUCCAAACAACAUAUUGUUGAUGUUGGCAGGGGCAGGGCUACUAUGGUUGGGAUGGUCAGGUUUUAAUGGUGGAGGCACAUUUAGCGCUAAUGUAGACUCUUCUUUGGCUGUCCUUAACACCAAUAUUUGUGCUGCCACAAGCUUGCUCAUGUGGACUUUACUUGAUGUCAUUUAUUUCGGCAAACCUUCCGUCAUCGGAGCUGUUCAAGGCAUGAUGACCGGCCUCGUCUGCAUAACCCCCGGCGCUGGGCUUGUCCAAGCAUGGGCAGCAAUAGUGAUGGGGAUACUAUCAGGAAGCCUACCAUGGUUCACAAUGAUGAUAGUCCACAAACAAUGGAAACCAAUGCAAGCCAUCGACGACACACUUGGAGUAUUCCACACACACGCGGUAGCUGGACUUCUAGGAGGGAUAGUCACGGGCCUCUUUGCACACCCAGACCUGACAAAGGUAUUCUUAGGGGUACCGGAAAACAAAAGAGGUGCAGUGUACGGUGGUGGAGGAGGAGUUCAAGUUGCAAAACAAAUAGUAGGUGGUUUAUUUGUCAUAGGGUGGAACCUUGUGUCAACAUCUAUAAUAUGUGUGUUAAUUGGAUUGAUAAUCCCACUUCGAAUGUCAGAAGAGGAGUUGCUAAUAGGAGAUGAUGCUGCUCAUGGUGAGGAAGCUUAUGCAUUGUGGGGUGAUGGGGAGAAGUAUGACUCUACUAUCCAUGCUGAUGAUAAUAAUAUGCAAAACACUAGGUCUAUUGGUGCAACUCAAGUUGUUUAAUCUAAUGUCAAGUAUUACUAUAUAAUGUAUGUAACAUGGUUUGGAUUUCAGUGCGAAUGUAAAUUGCCUAAGCUUUGAUAGA
Molecule: messenger RNA, 1741 nt
Organism: Spinacia oleracea (spinach)
Lineage: Eukaryota; Viridiplantae; Streptophyta; Magnoliopsida; Caryophyllales; Amaranthaceae
Product: ammonium transporter 3 member 1
Exons: 3
Coding region: 217-1659 (480 amino acids)
Biological process (GO): ammonium transmembrane transport
Cellular component (GO): plasma membrane
Molecular function (GO): ammonium channel activity
Source: RefSeq, a predicted model, not a curated record